Messenger RNA from Adineta ricciae, 1269 nucleotides. NCBI's taxonomy places the organism in Eukaryota, Metazoa, Rotifera, Eurotatoria, Adinetida, Adinetidae. The record is from the annotation of a GenBank genome assembly.
AUGCUUUAUUCAUUUCUACCAUCCGAUAAUUAUUUGGCUUUGAACCCUUUAGUACCAACAUUAUUAGCAGCAGCGGCUGCCUCUUCGUCUUCGAAUUCGAAUUCAGCAACAAACAACAAUGGUACAACGACCGUAACGGGUGUAACACCAACGCCAACGAUAGCUGCGCCAGCAACUAUCAAUCACUCUCAUCUAGUUCAUCCAGGAUCCUAUGUGACAUCUUCGUCUGCAACAGAUUCAUCAUCUAGUCAACAUCAUCCAUAUGCAUAUACAAAUAUGGCAGCAGCCGCGCAAACGACUAAACUAUCGAAUACACCAGCAAACCUUCUUGUCGACUCAACUUCACAUUUGCCAGAAAUAAUUAAUGUGCCCUCAUCCUCAUCAAUUAUGGAAGUUCCGAAUAGUAAUUCUCAGCCAAUCUCCACAAACGAAUUGAUAAAUAAUGAUAAUGCUCAAUCAAACUCUUCUUCAUCUUAUUCACCACAAUCGACUAGUACGGUAACUCCCAACGGAACUUCCUCCACAACUGGUAGUACAACGUCUGCAACGACACAGAAACGUCUGCAUGUCUCCAAUAUUCCAUUUCGAUUUCGAGAUGAAGACCUCAAAGCAAUGUUUGAACAAUUCGGGGAAAUUGUUGAUACAGAAAUUAUCUUCAACGAACGCGGAUCGAAGGGUUUUGGCUUUGUAACAUUUGCCUCGAGUGAUGAUGCAGAUGCUGCUCGUGAGAAACUUCAUGGUGCCGUUGUCGAAGGACGUAAAAUUGAGGUCAACAUGGCAACGGCUCGAUCACAGCCCAAGCCAAAACAAAUGGUGACCAAUCCAUUUGGUUUAAUGAUGAAUACACGGCACCGUCCGACGCUAAUUCAAGCAACACGUGGAGCAACAGCAUUCACAGCUGGUCUUGCUCUACCCGGUGGAUAUACAAUAUAUCCAGACCAACUGGCUGCAUUAAGUGGACUAACAGCAUACCCAAUAGCUGCCCAACCACAGGCAGGUGUCCGAUAUAUAACAACUACUGCACCACAUGGUCUUGCUGCAGCAGGACAACCCACCGGAGCUUACACCAUUGGUGUAUUACCAAUGAGUAAUGGUGUGGGAGCACCAACAGGCUACAUAAUCAAUGGCCCACCGACUACUAAUAUGUCUUCAGCUACUGCUCAAAUAGGUCAUGCAUAUCCGGAAACUACAUAUAUCGCUGCAGCGCCCACUGGCACAAUCGGCCCUAUUACCGGUAUGCGUAAUAAUGUUCGUUAUGCACCUUAUUGA